CUGCUUACAGGGGUUUAGCAUGACGUACUGCAACUUUGAGUUUAAUCACGAGGAUCCUCGGCAAUCCUCCACCUCUCCAGGAGAACGGAACACCACGAUUAGCCUCACCUGUGUGUUAAGGAAGGAAAAAUCAGUAAAAGUUGGGGAAAUAAAGCCUUUGUGAAAGUUUCUGUCACAAUGGGAGAGGAGAUAGUUUUGGAGAAAUAACACUCCUGUGCUGCUCCCGGGUCCUCCUGGGUUCUUCAUCUCUGCUGUUUUGCUGUGGGAUGGAUUACAGGCUGAGCUGACUCUCCUGUCCUGUUGGACCAGCCAGAGGAGCCCCUGAAAGCAAAGAGACAGGGAAACUGCAGGUUGGCGCAUUCAAGAACAUUUAUCUGAACUAAGGGGCCAUCUGCACAACCUGCGUUCUAGAUCAUCAUUUGACUCUCUUCUUCACAGGCAAGGACACAUCACAGGUUGAACCAUGGCUUUGAUGUUGGUCAAGUUUGAUCUGAAGAAGCGAGUGAAGCUCGCUCAGACGGUCUGGUUCAUGUACUGGUUCGCUGUAAUGGCCGGUGUGCUGGUCUUCAGCAUGGGCCUGUUCUUUAAGAUCGAGCUGCGAAAGCGCUCAGAACUUAUGGACAACAACGAGAGCCACUUCUUGCCCAACCUGCUUAUAUUUAUGGGUCUAAUAGCCUGCGGCAUCAAUGCCUUUGGAGGCAAAGUCUGCUACGACUCACUGGAUCCUACCAAAUUUGUAAAGUGGAAGCCCCUGUUGAAGAUCUUCUUGGUGUUCUGCGUGGGGUUCAACGCCCUGCUGCUCUUGACGGCCCUGCUGUGUUUCUUGAUGAGGAUCCCUCUGCAGUUCACCCUGGCUGAGGGGCUGAAGAACGGCAUGAAGUACUACAAGGACACAGACACGCCGGGACGCUGCUACAUGAAGAGGACCCUGGACCUGAUGCAGAUGGAGUUUCGUUGCUGUGGAAAUGACAACUACAGAGAUUGGUUUGAGAUUCAGUGGGUUAGCAACCGCUACCUGGAUUUCAGUGCAAAGGAAGUCAAAGACCGUAUUGGGAGCAACGUGGACAGCCAGUAUCUGAUGGAUGGAGUCCCGUUCAGCUGCUGUAACCCAAGCUCCCCCAGACCCUGCAUCCAAAUCCAGAUGACCAACAACUCCGCCCACUACAGCUACGACCACUACACAGAGGAGCUCAACGUGUGGAAGCGCGGCUGCCGCGAAGCCCUGCUGUCCUACUAUGGAGGCAUGAUGAACACCAUCGGAGCCCUGGUGGUGCUGGUCACUAUGCUGGAGGUUGCUGUGACCAUAGGCCUGCAGUACGUGGACAGCUCCCUGUCCUCCCUGGCUAACCCGGAGGACCCGGAGAGUGAGAGCGAGGGCUGGAUCCUGGAGAAGACGGUGAAGGAGACGUUCACCGACAUCAUGGCCAACAUGAAGGCCAUGGGCAAAGGCAGCAAGGUGGAGGAGGGGGGUGAGGCAGCAGUUGCCACGGUGAGCUGAGCUAACCCCUCCUGCAAAAACUGACACCACUCCCACUUGAAGAGGAGAGGAAGGGGACGUGUGAGAUUACUAAGUUUUUCUACCAACAUUUAUUAUGUAAACACUACCCCCACACACGCACACACAUUUGGCUAUGAACUCCUUUUUAAAUGGACUCCUUACAAAUGGACUCCUCGCAUAAAUAAUUAUAAAGUGUAUAUUCAUACAUAGAGAGAGAUAAUGAGUAGGAUGAGUUAUGUUAUGGUUUUUCAUUUUGGUUUUCCCCAACCGAACAAAUCCAUCUCAGGCUCCAACUUUGUUUUCACAGCAUACUUUUAAAGAGAUUUACUGUUUUGGUUCCCAACACUCUGGGUUUGGAUCUUUUCAAAAAAGUGCAAAAUGAUAAGUCAAGUAAAUGUGAUAUGUAUUGAGAAAUGUCAGAUGCCCCCCUCACAUUGAAGCCAGAGGUGCAGAUGGAAUAUAUUUUAUUUUCGUUGACCUGUCUAUAGUGCUUUGGCUUGUAGCUGAUACUGUAUAUAUACAAAGCAAACAAAUUAAAACCCCCACUCAGCUCUUUUUAUACUUCAAUCCACCUUCCUCCACAAUGAAGACUGUAUAAUCUCCUGAGAUGGAGUAAAAUUAUGAAUUGAAUUAUUCGGUAUGAAUUAUGCAUGAAUGUUGCGGCACAUGGUCGAAGAGUGAGGCAUGGGAACUGGGAUGUGAGCCCUGGAGAGAAGCAGGGCCAACUCUAAACCUGUGGAGGACGACUGAAAUUGGCAGCUAAAUCUUGGCUCCCGACCCCUGUACUGUAAUCUCAGAUCCUCUUUAUGUUUCCCUUGUGCAUUCGGUAUCUGUAUUGACACAUACGUAUGUAUAUUCUAACAACUGGGUUGCUGUCUUUGUACAUAGUGUAGAAAUGAUGAAAAAAAUUAACUUUUUUUAAAAAAAAUAAUGUAAUUAAGCUAAAUCUUUUAUUUAAAUCCAUGUGAAGUUUGUUUUUCCAUAUUUUUUUGACUUCGUGUGUCUGUGUAGAGGAAGAGAUUAUGCUGAUGGUAUACACGAAUAAAGGAUUUUAGUGACGUGA
Siniperca chuatsi (mandarin fish) is the source of this 2561-nucleotide messenger RNA. RefSeq names its product peripherin 2a (retinal degeneration, slow) (gene prph2a). The record is from RefSeq and is a predicted model, not a curated record. Gene Ontology annotation, cellular component: membrane. The transcript has 3 exons. Gene Ontology annotation, biological process: visual perception. Lineage: Eukaryota; Metazoa; Chordata; Actinopteri; Centrarchiformes; Sinipercidae. Bases 464 to 1498 code for a protein of 344 amino acids.